Molecule: messenger RNA, 5567 nt
Organism: Oncorhynchus tshawytscha (Chinook salmon)
Lineage: Eukaryota; Metazoa; Chordata; Actinopteri; Salmoniformes; Salmonidae
Product: neuronal pentraxin-1-like
Exons: 8
Coding region: 844-2940 (698 amino acids)
Source: RefSeq, a predicted model, not a curated record
CGUCUCCUGUAAAAAAAUCUAAUCUACUGUAUUUCUUUAUUGUAAUAGCUUAUGCCUGCUGUAGAUUCAAAUGAUCACUUUCGGGCACUAACCUCAUGCUGUCUGGUGAGACACAUGAAUAACAGACUAUUUUAUUAAAUGUAUUUUUGAAGCUGCUGUGAAGUGGAAGAAAAUGUUCAGCAGCUACUGGGUUGGAAUCAACCCAAGAUGAUGAAUCCUGAAGAUGUGUCAACCCCUACCUUGCCCCAUUCUUCCAAGAGCUCACUGAGUUUGAAUGAAGAUCUCUAGUGAGGGGUGAGAAGAGCUGACAAAUCAGAACUGAGGAUGAUUGUUACGGAGCCCCAUGAGGAACACCUGAUGCGGGGCUGACUUUUCUCUCCUAUCUGCUCUCCAGUCCAAACUGUUCCGUUGUGUGUUUCAGCGCCUCUAAACCCCCUUACCCUGAAUAGUUGCUCUGAUGACCAUGGAUCUAGGAUUGUACCCAAUCUCCAUCUUGGAUGGAAGCACCAUCGGCCCUCACGGAUAGAUAGAAGCCGGCUAUAAAGGGAUUACUUUGGCUGCCGAACACAGGAGGCACGUUGUGCCACGAGGGUACACCUGGAGGCAGACCCCUCUUCCCUGAACAGAGGAAAAGGACUUUGGCACAAAGGGCUUUGGCACAAGGUCCUGCGUGUUGGAACACUUCUUGAAGGAAGCAACCCUGUUGGACAGGGGAUUUUGGACUGUUUUGCCAUGUGUCAAAUCAGCUUGCCAUCCGCUCCAAAUGACCUCUACUCGUGGUAUACAUCACACCAAAAAUAAAGCGUGGAAGGACAGUCUCCCUUGACAGGAGAGAACAAAAAUAUGCCCGACAACGCCAUUCCACCCCUGAUGCUUUUGCCUAAAGUGAAAAUGCGUUGGAGUGGAGUACUCCCAGUUUUCAUCCUACCCUCUUUGCCUCUUUUUUCUCUACUCCUUUAUACUCUCAUAUCUUCCUCGAUGGCUGUUGUUAGUUUGCCGGGAUUAGACUAUGACUAUGGAGCCCAGCCAAAGUUUGUUUGUACCCCGAUUCCAGCGGAUGCAGACCCCAGCUGCUUCACACCAGGCGGGGCAGCACACGGACCUGCCCACGACAGACCCAGCAGUAAUGGGCAUCAUGGACCUGCUGCAGGGGCGCCCAAUGGUAAUGGCAGGAGGUCGAUGGGAAUGGGGAUAGGAAUAUCAGACGAGGCCAAAUCCACCAUCCUGCACCUUCGCGAGAGCCUGGUGCGGCAAAAGGAGACCAUCUUAGACCAGCGGGAGACGAUCAGGGAGCUGACUGCCAAGCUGACCCUCUGUGAGGGCUUUGGCCGGGGGGUGGGUCAUCACGAUGACCAUCACGACAACCACCAUGGAACCCCGCGUCUCAACACCCAUCACCCGAGCUCGCACCAUGCCUACCAUGAUGCUGACCACCACGGGGAUCCACACUACCCACUGAACAAUGGACAUCGAUCUGACCCACACCACCGAGGGAAGGACAACGCUGGGAGCAAGCAUGGGGCCUUCUCCCCUGAGAAAACUAGGAAAACGCUACAGACACUCAAGGAGAGGCUGGAGAACUUGCAGGCCAGGAAUUCCUCCAGCUCCUAUUCAAGCUCACUGAGAGACCUCCUGCAACGCAAAAUCAAUGCACUUGAGAAGCAGCUCAACAAUCACUACGGUGGGCAUCAUGAUUAUGGUCACCAUGACGAUGACCACCAUGACGACCACCACGAUGACCACCAUGACGACCACCACGAUGACCAUCAUGACGACCACCACGAUGACCAACAUGGACCCGACCACCAUCAUGAUGAUCGACACGAUGACCACCAUGGACCCAGUCACCACGACGAUCACCAUGAUGACCACCACGAGACCCGCACCUCCACCCCCACCCCCACCCGCCACAACAACCGCCACAACAACCGUCAAAACAGUCACCAUGACCGACACUAUGACCGCCAUUAUGAUCGUAGCCAUGGCCGCCAUGACACCCACGAUAACGACCACAAUGCCGAACACCAUGAUGACCAUCACAACGACCGUCAUGGCGAACACCAUGAUGACCAUCAUGACCUUCACCACGAUGACCACCAUGAUGAUCUUCACGAUGACCACCAUGAUGACCACCAUGGAAACGGUCACAGUGACGAUGGUCACCAUGGCAACGACGACCAUGGCCAUCAUCCUCGUCCAUCCUAUAACAGCAAGCCGCCGGCUCCAAGACCUCUUGGCCGUGGACACAACAAGCUUGAAACUGUGCUGAGCCACCUUAACCACAGGAACACUGACCCUGGUACCCGGAAAAAGCCAAAGAGUCCGGAUGCUUUCCAGAUUGGCUUCCCUAUGCGCACUAACUACAUAUAUGGAAAAAUAAAGAGGACCCUACUCAACGAAAUCUUCGCCCUCACUGUCUGCCUCUGGAUAAAAGGAGGAUCAGGGCCUGGCCUCGGCACUCCCUUCUCCUACUCUGUACCGGGACAGGCCAACGAACUGGUUCUGAUCGAAUGGGGCAACAACCCCAUGGAACUACUGGUCAACGACAAGGCAGUGACAUUGCCCAUGGCAAUGACGGAUGGAAAGUGGCAACAUCUGUGCGUGACGUGGUCAACACACGAUGGGCAUUGGGAGGCCUUCCAGGACGGUGUAAAAAGGGGAUCUGGAGAGAAUCUAUCUGCAUGGCAUCCCAUCAAGCCUGGUGGAGUCUUUAUUCUGGGCCAGGAACAGGACGCCCUAGGUGGCCGAUUUGACGCCACCCAGUCCUUCGUGGGCGAAAUGUCAGACCUCCAGUUGUGGUCCCGCGUUCUCACGCCCAAUGAAAUCUACAGCCAGGCUUCCUGUGGAGGUCACAUGGCUGGUGACCUCAUCACCUGGACAGAGGCAGUGGUUGAGCUUCACGGUGGGGUCACCAAAUACCCCUUCGACCCCUGCCACUAAGCACUACCCCACUCUGCCUCAUUAAAAAUGUCUGAUCACUAAGCCCAUGAUGUCAGUCAACCAGCUGUACGGUGUGGCAGCAAGGGCUCUGUGCGCUACGCUGCAGAGACAUUCUGCUAUUUUUGCCAUCCAUUUCCUCUCUGUUCUGCCUUCCCCCUCGCUGGGCCGAGGAACUGAGAGGACUUUAAAAGAGCAACGGCUGGAUAUAACCGAAUGGUCAUGACUACCGCUGCUCCCAAGAUCCAGUACAGGUAAUAGGAUUCCCUGUCUCUAGAUGGGUCCAUCCAUGUAUGCCCCGGCCUUAGCAAAGCCCUUCAUCAGUCAGGUGUUCAAAGAAUCAAAACCUUUUUUUUCUGGGAUGUAUUACGCCUGGAUAUGGUUCUCAAAGUCACAAUAGUCCAGGUGUUAUUUGUUGGUCUUUCUGUUUUUGACUGGUGAGCAGGAUGAUACCAGUGAUGAAAAGGAAAGUAGGAAUGAACAACCUAAAGGCACUGAAAACAGAGCCCUGCAGAUGGCAAGUGUAUGAGUUGGAAGACAUUGAUAAAGAUUUGAUGGUUGAAUGUGAUGAAUGUGAGGGAUUACGUUGUAUUUUUCUGAACAUGAAGAUGGAGGAGCUCCUCUAGGGAUGUUGUUUUUAGGCUUUUAGCCUGUCCCGACAGAGAUUUCAGAGGCCUGUUUUCUACCACUGUGUUGUACACACAUGCAACUGAUCAACAUUCCACUGGAUUUUUCACAGGAACUUAGCUCUACAAAUAGCUGAUGGUGCUCUGCUUUUGGUUAAAGGAGUUUGCUUUGUCUGUUUGCGGAAACAUAUAUUUUUGUAAGUACGUGUGUUUUAAUAAAAGGUUAAAAAGGUGGACGUUUUGUCAGCUGGAAUGUCUGUUUUAACACAGCAAAACUUGUGGGUUUGGUUUUGACGUAUUUCUACGAGUGUGUCUGAAAUGGCUGCCAGGUUUUAUGCAACAGCAGAGUUGACAUUGUCAAGUCUGACUUGUGGACAGGUGCCCGCAUAAAUACAGGUUAACUGGCUGUCAAGAGUUCUAAGGUAAUGCUGACAUCUCCAUGGUAACCUGUGGCUUACAGUGGGAUUUACCUGAGAAGUAGAGCUCUGACCCAGAUCCAGACUAUUUCCGUGCUGUCAGUAGCAUACACAUGCUCUCAAAUAGGCUAAAUUCAAACAUGCACUCAAAACAGCUUGGAAACAAAAAUGUAAUGCUCUAAAAAAUCUGUUGCUUUUUAUUAGUUGGGUCUUGUGUUUUUAAUGCAUGUAAAAUGCUUAUACAAAUCUGAAAAAUAUAGACUAUGUAUUGAAUAUCAACUGUGAAAUUGCAUAAACAAAUACACACCAUUACAUUUUUGGUAAGUAUAACUUAUUGUACACAACACAUCCUUUCCUUAUCUAUCCUUUCAGUGUAUAUGUCCAUCCCUUAUCUGUCUGUACAGCAUACAAAUUAGGAAUUUAUUUUAUUAGUUCACUUACCCCCAUUUCAGUGUAUUAAGUUCGGACUGUCUAUCGUCUCAUUGUUUCACAUGAACACUGAUCGUAAAAGCACAGAACAAUGAGACAGAGAUAUUUCACCGGAUGGAUAAAUGUGAAGCAUCCGGUUGCUGUUUCCACUCACUACCAGAUAUGGUGAUGAGACGAAGCCUAGUGGCUGGCAUUGGGAGAAGAUGGAGCCAGAUGGAUUUUGGCUGACAUUUUGCAAAUUCUUUCCUUGAUGAAACAUUUGAGUUUUCUGUAAUCUGUAACAAACAGAGUGGACAACGUCUUGUAAACUUUACCCUUUGCCAAAGUUUUAAAAAACUGUAUUGUUUAGGAGUGCAAGGGCGAAUUGGGUUAUUGCACACUUCACAAAGUAGACGUUCCCUAAUGUAAAUAUGCAAAUAAAUACUAGAAUUCGCCAAUAGGAUCUCUCUAGCUAGUGCUUGGUUCUGCCCAUAUUCUUGCUUGGUUCUGCCCACUAUGAUUCAUUUGCUCCCAUUGAAAAUAAAAGGCUCUGGUCUAUCUUGGGCUAGUUAUAAAAAUCUUUGGUAAAAGGGUCUGUUGUUGCCAUGGUGAUAGUACAGCCCCCUGUUGCUAAUAAUCAUUGCAACCAUUACAGUAUGUUUGUAAAUAUUUGUUAAUGCACCUUUGUGAGAGGACAUAGUGGUAUGGAUUGUUUUAUAAGAGUUUAUAAUGCCAAGAUGAGCAUUAAAAACCCCCAUGCUCCAGUUUAUUUUCCUGAUAGUGGGCUAAAUGUAUGUAAUGUCUCCCAACAUUUUGUGUGUAUGUUUCUAAUUCAUUACAUUUAAAAAAGAUGAUUGAUUAAUGAAUGCUAAUACAAUUGGAUAAAAUGCAGUUUAAACACAGAUUCUGAUGGUGAAACUGCAUUCAAUGCUAUGUUGCUUCCAUAAAGUUUGUAUAAUCUCGCCUUUGGUAUACAUUUUAUCUGUAUAUAAAGAAAUUCUCAAUAGCUUAGUUUUUCUUGUCUGUAAAUAUUGAACAACCUUUUAUUUCUUCAGGUCUGUGUAUUUGUUCAAAAAGUCCCUUUCCUGUGUAUGUAAGCCAAAACUGUAAGAUGAAUCGUAAAAUGUAAACAAGAAAUAAAUGGACUAACUCUGGUAAAUAUUAUUUCAUAUUUCAUGAA